AUGAGCACUAUGCAACCUCCUCCGAAUCACAGGAGCACAUGGUCGCACCAUGUCAACCCUCACCACCAUGUCAACACAGAUACAGACUACAACAUGCAGAUGCACAUGCAAUCCCACUCAUACGCAGCCCAUGUACCUCUACAGAGACCUGGACUCUCUCAACAGAUGACCUACCAUGCCCCGGCUGGUCCCAGCUUCCCUUCUGGUCCUUCUUUCGGUCAUGAUAUCAAGCUAGCUCCCUUGGCCUUGCCUUCAACCCCAAGCCGUGGUCAGUCGCCCGCUAGCAUACACUCGCAAUCACUACGUGGGCCCAUGGCCGUUGGCGGCUCGCGCACAGCCCCUCGUCGUGAGAGCCCAGAGCUCAAGGCCACACCGAUAUCCCCAGCUGGUUCGGGCCGGGAUAUGAUUGCCUCUGGAUCUCCUGACAACGCAGCUGGAGGUCGGUUAAUGAACGUGCUCAUGAAAAAGAUGGAAGAAAAGGGCCAAGACAGCAAAGCCCCCGAAACUGAAAACCGUGAGACACAGUACACAGCAAAGGGGAAGAAAAAGACCAUUGUAUGCCCCUUUGAGGGUUGUGGCCACAGGUGUGCCCAACAGGGCCAGCUCGAAACUCAUAUGCGCAAGCACACUGGACAAAAGCCCUUCAAAUGCCGAUUCUGUUCCUUCAGAGCCUCGCAGCGUGGAAACCUGAAUGGCCAUGAAAACACCCACACUGGCGCCAGGCCUUAUGCUUGUGACAAGUGCGACAAGAAAUUCCCCACGAAAGGCAACCUGCACAACCACUCAAAGACGCACGACGCAACAAGAUAUUCAUGCCCCCUCGACACCUGCAAGCGAUCGUACUCCAACACAAACAACUUGAAGACACACCUGGAGAAGAACCACGCAGAUGCCAUUGCUGAUCUCAUCGCCAAAGUCAACUCUCCCAACUCACUGAGUGAGGCCGAGAAGAAGCUUUGCGCAUCAUUUUUCAAGAAUCACCGAGCUUUGAACCGUGGCAUCAAGGGCCGAGGCCAGGGUGUUAGGGUUGAGAGAGUCCAUCACGAUCCCAGGGACGCUGCCGCCAAGGUCUCAAGGUCCCCUAAUAUGUCGCAACCGAACUCGAGCUCGAACAGCUCCUACAGCGUUAACCCCGCCCCCGACAUGCAGUUCUACCAUGGCCACAUGCAGCAGCAGCUUCCCAGCGUGUCAAUGUUCCACUCCCAUUUAUUCCCGGCCUCAUAUCUCGAGACUCCCCAGCCCACAUAUAACUACCAGCCCACCCGGAGUUACGGUCACGUUGGCACCGAGAUGCCGGGUCCUUCAAACAUGUGCUUCGAUGGUAUGCCCCAAGUUGGCAUGCAGUUCCACGGUAUUCCUGGCACAAAUGGCACAACAUCCCCGUCAUCAUCGUCGUCAGACUCGGUAUCUAGCGAGGGCUAUAGCGACGUCGGCAGCCCUGGUUCGGAAUUUGUGUUUGGUGGCCAACGUCACUAGAAAGAUCCCUCAAAUCAGUUCAUCAUUGAAAGGGUGCAUUACAAAUCUAAUCGGAUCUAUCAUAGAUAGAUCCAGAAAGAUGCUUUUUCUCAGUACUACUCAGCAUAGACGGCAAUUUGGCUUGGUUUUUACUUUUCCUUUCUGCCCUAGUGGCAUCGUUACACUUCUCUAUACACACAUUUUUUUCGAGGCGCUCGCUCUCCUUGAACAGGAUCCGCGACCAUCAUCCGUUGGGGUGACGGGUAACAUCGGACUUUUUUUGGUGUGGUUAUUUGCUUUCUCCAAUAUUUUUAUCCGUUUGCUUGCAUUUGCAGCUACUUCUUUUUAUUUUUUUGGGGGGUCUACUGGAAAGCAGAUGUGCGUGUGUCUACACGUGGACUGCUUACGCGCAAUGCUAUUACUCCUUCUCCCCGCUGUAUUUUUCUUCUAUUCACCUCUUUUAUGGGAAAUUUAGACUUAUGGUGGUGGGAAACUCGGGAUGAGGGUUUUUUUUCUUCUUAUCCCCUCGUGUAAUGUGCACCUCUCUAGACUCAACGGGAGUUCAAGGCGGUGGGAAACGAUUGAACGAAGUUGAGGAAUGGGAUGGGUGGGCAGGGAAUUCAAAACGAUGGGACGUUGGGUACGGCAGCAUCAGGACGGGGCGCAAUUCAGCUUCAUCGGGCAGCGCUAUCUCCUACUAUUGGAAAUCUUAUUGGGCUUAUUAUUAUUAUUAUCUCGGGGUUUUAUCAAACUGGGAAAGGUCAAGAUCUUCACAGCACACAAAGGCGGUCAAAAAAGAAUCAAAACAGCUAUAAAAUCCUAGGCACGACAAAAUAAAACUCUUGUAUAUGUGGUCGUCAUUAUUAAAAUUCUCUCACUGCAAAAAAAACCUCUACAAAGUGGUUUCCAUUCGCUGGUUUCAUGCGGAGUGAAAAGUGCCAAGGAGGG
This is a messenger RNA of Pyricularia grisea, 2403 nucleotides long. RefSeq lists its product as uncharacterized. Gene Ontology annotation, biological process: regulation of transcription by RNA polymerase II. The record is from RefSeq and is a predicted model, not a curated record. Gene Ontology annotation, cellular component: PcG protein complex; transcription regulator complex. Bases 1 to 1476 code for a protein of 491 amino acids. NCBI's taxonomy places the organism in Eukaryota, Fungi, Ascomycota, Sordariomycetes, Magnaporthales, Pyriculariaceae. The transcript is spliced from 5 exons. Gene Ontology annotation, molecular function: DNA-binding transcription factor activity, RNA polymerase II-specific; RNA polymerase II cis-regulatory region sequence-specific DNA binding.